AUGAAUGAGCCAUGUUCAACCAACACCUCCAACAGAAGAGAUGCUUCAUCAUCGCUUGACGGUCAACCAGACGACUUCACAGAGCAUAGAGAUGACAACAAUCCAAACCUUCCGCUCUUACAUAGUCACAGACAUUCUGCUACGUCCGGCAGUACCCUGUUGACUCCAGAUAACACUCUCGACGAUGAAGAGGCAAACAAAGUAUUGGCCAAGAUUGACAGAGCCAUCAUUCCAUUACUGUUCAUAAGCUAUGUGUUAAAUUUCAUGGACAAGGUCAUCCUAUCCAGUGCUGCUGUUUUUGGACUUAGAGAGGAUACUCAUCUCAAAGGCCAGCAAUACAGCUGGGUUGGCAGCGUCUUUUACCUAGGUUAUCUCCUAUGGACAUAUCCAACCACUGUUCUCGUUACACAUCUGCCAACUGGGAAAUAUCUCACAGUAAACACACUAUUUUGGGGCUUGGUCGUUGCACUCACUGCGGCGUGCCAUAACUUCGGCGGCCUUUUGGUCACACGAUUUCUCCUGGGCGUCGCAGAGGCUACGAUGACGCCCGGUUUCAUGUUUCUGACUUCAACUUGGUAUACGCGCGAUGAGAUGCCGACUCGUGUUGGAAUCUGGUUUUCUGGGAACUCUGUUGGAGGCUUGGUAGCCAGUCUCCUUGCAUUUGCAGUUGGUCACGUCGAUGGAGCAUCGAUACGACCUUGGAGGUGGAUGUACAUCAUCUUGGGCACCACGACUUUUAUGUGGGCAAUACCUUUGUUUUUUCUUCUUCCAGACAGCAUUUCUAAAGCUCCUUUCCUCACGCCUAAGGAGAGAAGGAUCGCGGCACAGCGUGUAGAAUCUUCUGGUACUGGUGCGACUGAACAUACGAAUUGGAAAUGGGACCAGGUCCGUGAGUGCUUGAUUGACCCCAAGUCUUGGUUCAUCGUGGGCAUCGAGCUAUUCACGCAGAUUCCGAACGGCGGAUCACAAAGCUUUGCGAAUAUCGUGGUCGAGUCUUUCGGAUUCACGAAUUUGCAAUCCACACUCAUCAACAUACCUUACUCACUUCUAUCAGCAGGUAUCAUAUCAGGAAGCGGAUACCUGGCUGGCCGAUUCCGUACGUUGAACUGCAUUUUGAUCGUCUUUGUUAUCAUGCCAUGUGUUAUUGGCAGUGCAAUCAUUUACAAACGAGACAAUGUGCCUCACAGCAUCCAUCUUUUUGCCUACUUCCUCCUCUCGAGCGGAUCUGCAGCAAUGCCUCUCAGCAUGGCACUUGUACAAUCGAAUUAUCGAGGCGUUACCAAGAAGAUGACCAUAACGGCCAUGCUGUUCAUCACAUAUUGUGUUGGAAAUAUGGCAGGUCCGCAUUUCUUCCUGGAGUCUGAGGACCCAUUGUAUGAGACCGCAUUCAAGGCUAUCACUGUCUGUUACAGCUUGGCUACCGUCUGUGCUGUAUGCUUAAGAACCUAUCUCAAAGGUUUGAAUGCAAGACGAACAAGAGAAGAGGGUAUCGUUGGAAGUGCUGGCUCAGGGGGUGUUGUACGAGGGGAUGUUCAGGGGCAUCGAGAUUUCUCGGACCCUGAAUCAGAUGUGACGGAUUGGCAGGUUGUCGGUUUCAGAUAUAGACUUUGA
Molecule: messenger RNA, 1611 nt
Organism: Fusarium fujikuroi IMI 58289
Lineage: Eukaryota; Fungi; Ascomycota; Sordariomycetes; Hypocreales; Nectriaceae
Product: related to permease of the major facilitator superfamily
Exons: 2
Coding region: 1-1611 (536 amino acids)
Biological process (GO): dipeptide transport; allantoate transport; tripeptide transport
Cellular component (GO): plasma membrane
Molecular function (GO): allantoate transmembrane transporter activity; dipeptide transmembrane transporter activity
Source: RefSeq, a predicted model, not a curated record